UCCAAACACAAUAAAAUUCUGCAUUAAGUAGAAACAAAUGGGCUCAUGCAAUUUGACGUUGGCCCGGCCCAUAGGCCCAAAAAGGUAGAACGAACUAUCGUGUGUUAGCAGCCGCUGUGUCAUCGUGGAACUCCCAUUUUCUCUCGUUUCCCUUUUACUUCUUCUUCUACGUUCCUCGAUCGCCGAUCUCGUCACUUCAUUUACCGGGGAUUGAUUGAUUUGGUCCACAUCAAAUGGUUGGAGGAGGAGUUAUCCAGCAAAUUCUCAGGAGGAAGCUUCACUCCCAAUCAGUCGCAACUCCGGUUCUGUCGUGGUUUUCUUCUAAGAAAGCUCAUGUGGACGCUGGUUCUUCUGGUGUAAGAGCAUUUGCCCUCUUGGGUGCUGGUGUUACUGGGCUGCUGAGUUUCUCUACAGUAGCAUCUGCUGAUGAGGCUGAACACGGAUUGGCCUGUCCUGACUACCCUUGGCCUCAUGAUGGCAUUCUCAGCUCAUACGACCAUGCUUCGAUCCGUCGUGGGCAUCAAGUUUAUCAACAAGUCUGUGCAUCUUGCCAUUCAAUGUCUCUGAUCUCAUACCGUGAUUUGGUGGGUGUCGCCUACACCGAGGAAGAGGCAAAGGCAAUGGCAGCUGAAAUCGAGGUUGUUGAUGGACCUAAUGAUGAGGGUGAGAUGUUCACCCGUCCUGGUAAACUCAGUGACCGCUUGCCUCAACCUUAUGCCAAUGAAUCCGCUGCAAGGUUCGCUAAUGGUGGAGCCUAUCCUCCUGAUCUAAGUCUUAUCACUAAGGCACGUCACAACGGUCAAAACUACGUCUUUGCUCUUCUAACUGGUUACCGUGAUCCUCCUGCUGGCAUUUCGAUAAGAGAGGGGUUACACUACAAUCCUUAUUUCCCUGGGGGAGCAAUUGCUAUGCCGAAAAUGCUUAAUGAUGAAGCUGUUGAGUAUGAAGAUGGUGUCCCCGCCACAGAGGCACAGAUGGGUAAAGAUGUUGUGUCAUUCUUGUCUUGGGCAGCUGAACCAGAAAUGGAAGAGAGGAAAUUGAUGGGUUUCAAGUGGAUAUUCCUACUAUCGCUGGCUCUGCUCCAAGCAGCGUACUACAGGCGACUGAAAUGGUCGGUUCUCAAGUCCCGGAAGCUGGUUCUUGACGUGGUGAACUAGAGCACCGCUUACUAAAGCUUUUGCAGUGGCUCCACACAAUCGUUUUUUCAACAAUGGAUGUUUAAAAUAGGAGAAGAGCCUUUCUCUGAGGGUAAUAACGUAUCUCUCCAUUUUUCUGUGUCAUAAAAAUCUUUGAAGGUGGAAAGACCAAUCUUUCUUGUUUUACCUUUUGAGUAUCUCUAGAGAGUUUUAUGAGGAUAAUAACGAAAAAAGUUUGAUCCUCGUAAUCAAACAUGAUUUGAAGAUUAUACAUUUUGUUUUGUUUCCUCUCUCAAACUGCUACUGUUCAUCUUUCCGGUUUGUUUUCAAGAAAGACUACAUCUUUGUACUCA
Molecule: messenger RNA, 1489 nt
Organism: Brassica napus (rape)
Lineage: Eukaryota; Viridiplantae; Streptophyta; Magnoliopsida; Brassicales; Brassicaceae
Product: cytochrome c1 1, heme protein, mitochondrial
Exons: 8
Coding region: 234-1157 (307 amino acids)
Biological process (GO): mitochondrial electron transport, ubiquinol to cytochrome c
Molecular function (GO): heme binding; electron transfer activity
Source: RefSeq, a predicted model, not a curated record